AUGGCUUCUUCUGCAUUCAAACGCCUUGUGCGCUUCGUUCCUAAAUCGGCGCCUUCGAGCAUCUUGAUCGGAGAGCCGGUACAGGCUUCUCUCGAUGUCGGCUUGGCAUCUCGUGAGGGAAAAGAUAUUUCUGUCAACGUCUUUUCGGGGCGGUCGGUCUUAUCGCCUGGUUCGCGUACUGAUCGCACGGAAUCCGUUGAGCGACUCUUGUCACCUUUGGCGCAGGAGGAGGUUGGAACUAUUCGAUGUAUCGGAUUGAACUACGUUCAGCAUGCGAAGGAGGUCAACAUGGACAUCCCAACAAUCCCCACGCUGUUCCUCAAGCCCAACACAGCGCUUGGUGACCCAUGGCCAGCUCCUACUCUCCUCCCCAAGAUCACUCAAAAUGACGGAAGCGGUGACUACGAGUCUGAAUUGGCGGUCGUCAUUGGCAAAGCAGCCAAGAAUGUUUCUGAAGAGAAUGCCAUGGACUACGUCCUAGGCUUCACAGCAGCGAAUGAUGUCUCGAGUCGUGUGUCUCAACUGAACCAGUCUCAGUGGUGUUUCUCUAAAGGCUUUGAUGGAGCUUGCCCAAUUGGUCCUACUCUGGUGUCGACCUCGGAGAUUCCAGAUCCCUCCAAACUGCAUAUUCGGGGUCUGAAGAACGGCAAGGUCCUGCAGGACUGCUCAUUGGACGAUCUCAUCUUCAGCGUUCCCAAGCUGGUCAGCUUUUUAUCUCAAGGCACAACCCUCCCCGCCGGCACCGUCAUAAUCACUGGUACACCAGCCGGCGUAGGCAUGGGCCGAAAGCCCAAAGAGACUCUUUCCCAUGGCGAUGAGUUCAGGGUUGAGAUCCUGCCACAUAUCGGGACGUUGGUUAAUACUUUUGAGAACGAGUAGUCAGGCACUUUGUAAUAGACACUUAUAGCCAUAAAGAUCUCUU
This is a messenger RNA of Fusarium odoratissimum NRRL 54006, 922 nucleotides long. RefSeq lists its product as uncharacterized. Bases 1 to 879 code for a protein of 292 amino acids. The record is from RefSeq and is a predicted model, not a curated record. Gene Ontology annotation, molecular function: acetylpyruvate hydrolase activity. The transcript is spliced from 6 exons. NCBI's taxonomy places the organism in Eukaryota, Fungi, Ascomycota, Sordariomycetes, Hypocreales, Nectriaceae.